UCGGAGAGGCCAAUAAAAUCGGCUCGCGGCUCGGUCUGCGCGUUUCAUAACUACACUGCGGGUCCACGGCGGCAACCAGUGCAGGUUCACCUCCGCUCAUCGGUUUACCUCUUUCACAAUGGCAGCUCCGAAGAAAGUCUGCAUCGUUGGCUCUGGAAAUUGGGGUUCCGCCAUUGCCAAGAUAGUGGGUGCCAAUGCUGCUCAGAAUUCAAAAUUUGACAACACCGUCAAAAUGUGGGUGUUUGAGGAGACGGUGAAUGGACGCAAACUGACGGAAAUAAUCAACACUGACCAUGAAAAUGUGAAGUACCUUCCUGGCCACAAGCUACCAGCAAAUGUGCUGGCUGUCCCAGACCUGGAGGAGGCAUCCAGUGAUGCAGACAUCUUGGUGUUUGUGAUCCCACACCAGUUUGUUGGGAAAGUGUGUGACAUCAUGAAGGGCAAGAUUAAGAGUGACGCACUGGGGAUAUCGCUCAUCAAGGGUGUAGACGAGGGGCCUGAUGGACUUAAACUCAUAUCUGAUGUGAUCCAGGAGAAGCUGGGUAUCAACAUGAGUGUGCUGAUGGGGGCCAACAUUGCCAAUGAGGUUGCUGAUGAGAAGUUUUGUGAGACCACCAUUGGAUGUAAGAAUAAAAACCACGGUGCUCUUCUAAAGGAACUCAUGCAGACCAACAACUUCCGAGUCACUGUAGUUGAGGAGUACGAUGUGGUGGAAAUCUGUGGAGCACUGAAGAACAUUGUUGCGGUCGGGGCAGGUUUCUGUGACGGCCUGGGCUUCGGGGACAACACGAAGGCAGCGGUGAUCAGACUGGGCCUCAUGGAGAUGAUUGCCUUUGCCCGCAUUUUCUGCACCGCCGGUCCCGUGUCUUCUGCAACCUUCCUGGAGAGCUGCGGUGUGGCCGACCUCAUCACUACUUGCUACGGCGGCCGCAACCGCAAAGUAGCUGAGGCUUUCGUGAAGACGGGGAAGUCCAUUGAGGAGCUGGAAAAAGAGAUGCUGAAUGGCCAGAAGCUGCAGGGGCCAGCGACGGCAGCUGAGGUCUAUUUCAUCCUCGAGCACAAAAACCUAAUUGACAAGUUCCCACUGUUCAAUGCAGUGUAUCAGAUCUGCUACCAGGGCCAUCCAGUCACAGAGUUCAUAGCCUGUUUGCAGAACCACCCAGAGCAUAUGUAAAAAGGAAAAAAAAA
Messenger RNA from Xiphias gladius (swordfish), 1188 nucleotides. Its product is annotated as glycerol-3-phosphate dehydrogenase [NAD(+)], cytoplasmic. The record is from RefSeq and is a predicted model, not a curated record. Gene Ontology annotation, biological process: glycerol-3-phosphate catabolic process; carbohydrate metabolic process. The coding region runs from base 119 to 1174 and encodes 351 amino acids. Gene Ontology annotation, cellular component: cytosol; glycerol-3-phosphate dehydrogenase (FAD) complex. Gene Ontology annotation, molecular function: NAD binding; protein homodimerization activity; glycerol-3-phosphate dehydrogenase [NAD(P)+] activity. The transcript is spliced from 8 exons. Lineage: Eukaryota; Metazoa; Chordata; Actinopteri; Istiophoriformes; Xiphiidae.